GGCUUCGCAGAUAAGAACCCACCCUCUUCCUUCCAAUUUAGCAGAAUAACCUAUACUCGCAUACACAGCACAGAAGCUAUUAGCAGAGCUUCAUCAAAUUUCUGAACUACAACAACCAGAAGAACAAAAACAAGAUGUCGUGGCAAGCAUAUGUAGAUGAUCAUCUUAUGUGCGAAAUCGAGGGCAAUCAUCUCUCUGCUGCUGCCAUCAUCGGCCAAGACGGCAGCGUUUGGGCCCAGAGCUCCAACUUCCCUCAGUUCAAGCCUGAAGAAAUCACUGGCAUUAUGAAUGACUUUAAUGAACCCGGCACACUUGCUCCAACUGGAUUGUAUCUUGGUGGCACAAAAUACAUGGUGAUUCAAGGCGAGCCUGGAGCUGUCAUUCGGGGGAAGAAGGGACCUGGUGGUGUUACUGUUAAGAAGACGAAUCAGGCUUUAAUAAUUGGUAUCUAUGACGAGCCAAUGGCUCCAGGGCAGUGCAACAUGAUUGUUGAAAGGCUUGGCGAUUAUCUCAUUGACCAGGGUCUUUAAUCACUAUAUCUCUCCUGCUAUUGAUUGCAAUUUUAUUGGCUUCCAUACAAGCUCGUAUUUGCCUACCAGCUGUCGGAAUGGCUAAAUGCGGAGAAAUAAUCUUAUGAAAAAAUAUUAAAAGUCAAAAGGGAAGACUGUGUGGAAAGAAAAGGUUUGGUGCUUGUUAAAGUGAAUGGAUAUGCUGAUGGCUUUGUUGUUGUACUAUUUUUGAUUGUGGUAUUGGAUGAUUGCCUAGUGAAGUAAUUUGUCUAAACUACAGUGGAUUUCAUCUGAUGGAUAUGGUAAUUUUGAUAUAAACUUACAAGUAAUUCAGUCUA
Molecule: messenger RNA, 847 nt
Organism: Manihot esculenta (cassava)
Lineage: Eukaryota; Viridiplantae; Streptophyta; Magnoliopsida; Malpighiales; Euphorbiaceae
Product: profilin-2
Exons: 3
Coding region: 135-530 (131 amino acids)
Cellular component (GO): cell cortex
Molecular function (GO): actin monomer binding
Source: RefSeq, a predicted model, not a curated record